CCGUUUUGUGAACCGCGCGUUGGAGUUGCCCUUCAUCCGCUGCUGUCCGCAUCCUCUGGCUCGUAGUCGUAGGACACGGACCCGGCUUCAGCCCGGCACGUCCUUCUCCACCGCGCAUCCCAUCUCCUGGCGAGCGGCCGGUCACCGGCAGCCACAUCGCCGUCCAUCGCCUCCGCCGCGCCACCGAGUCGAUUGUGUCAAACAGAUCCCCAAUUCGCCGCAUCCGACUUGAUGGACGACCGCCGAAGAGGCGAGCGGGAGGUGAACCGGUGGCAUACAGGUCCUGAGGAGGCGCGUGAGAGGGACUCCGGCUCCUCCUCCCCGGCUGCCAUCCUCCUCUUUGCCCUCAUCGGCGCCACUGUCACCACCGCUGCUGUUGGUCAACUGCGCCGCACCUUUGGCUGGUUCUACACUCAGCUUAGCAGAUCAGAACCAUAUGUCUACUGGGAAGACAUACCUCGUGGGCCGAAUAGGUGUGGUGAUGCGUGGCGAUAUUACCGGAGGACGCGUGAGACGAACGAGGAUCAGAGGAAGAGAGUGGAACGCAUCAUGCACAUGCAAGAUAUGUUCAAGAAGGAGAGAAGUAAAUGCCGGGAUUAUCGGACUCGCAAUGGCCAUAAUCCAACCUAUAAUCAGCAUAGUCGAAGAGAAGACUGGUAUGAAGAUGCAGAAACAUUUUAUGCCAAUCGAAGAACAAAUUUUAGAUCAAGGCCCAGGGAAGCUAUGCAGUACAGUAUGUCACAUCACUAUUCUGUCUUGGGCCUAAACAGGUCAAGACCAGAACCAUUUUCAGAUGCUGAGAUUAAGAAUGCGUUUAGGAGAAAAGCAAUGGAAUACCAUCCAGACCAAAACCAAAAGAACAAAGCGGUUGCUGAGGAAAAAUUCAAAGAGGUCAUGGAUUCUUACGAAGCAAUAAAAUUAGAAAGGCAAAAUGGAAGUUGCUGAGCAAACUCAUGAUGCGGGACUUGCAUCUUGGCGUUUGACACAAAGAUAAAAUAUGUCCAAAAAUCCCUUCUAUUUUGUAUCUUAUUGAUUUAGUACGUAGCAACAAAUGGCCCUUUUGUUAUGGGCUCUGAUCCUCUAGCUGGCCGGUUAACUAUGUUUUUUUUUAAAUUGAGUUAACUAUGGGCCCGGUUAACUAUGUUUUUUUAAUUGAGUUAACUAUGGUUCAAGACAAGCUGA
Molecule: messenger RNA, 1182 nt
Organism: Triticum urartu
Lineage: Eukaryota; Viridiplantae; Streptophyta; Magnoliopsida; Poales; Poaceae
Source: RefSeq, a predicted model, not a curated record